Molecule: messenger RNA, 1465 nt
Organism: Daldinia decipiens
Lineage: Eukaryota; Fungi; Ascomycota; Sordariomycetes; Xylariales; Hypoxylaceae
Product: Pre-rRNA-processing protein TSR2-domain-containing protein
Exons: 2
Coding region: 149-757 (202 amino acids)
Biological process (GO): maturation of SSU-rRNA from tricistronic rRNA transcript (SSU-rRNA, 5.8S rRNA, LSU-rRNA)
Cellular component (GO): nucleus
Source: RefSeq, a predicted model, not a curated record
AGCUCGGUAGAAUCGAUUUUAAAAAAAAAAAUUUGAAGAAAUUGUUAUCAACACCGGGGCUAAAGUUGCGAAUACCCCUCCAUCGUAUGUAAAUGCGACGCUCAGGGUUCAGCGAAAAGCAUAUUACCGCCAUAAAAGUUCCCACAAGAUGACGUCGACAGAAGCAGGGCCAUCGCCGGAAACCCGACAGCUCCAAUUUGAGCAGGGCGUAGCUAUCUCGCUACACCUAUGGCUUUCCCUAACAGUCGCGGUGCAAAACGGACUAGGCGGUUCCGACUCCGAGGACAAGCGCGACUGGUUCGCCGGUGCGAUCGUCGACAUGUUCCCCAGCUUCGUCGACCUCGCCAAGCCGCGCAAGCCCAGUCAAAACCCCCCCGCUGAGCCAGACGCUGAGGAUGUUGAAGCCACCCUGCUGCAGGUAAUGUGGGACGAGUUCGAAACGAAUGUCGACGAUGACUCCGAGGUCGAGGUGGCCGAGCGCAUCGUCAAGGUCCGCACUCAAUGCGCCGCCGGAGAUUUCGAAUUCAUCGAGGAACUAAGGCGCAGAUGGCUAGCUACAAAGGGCAAAACAGUCAAGGUUCAGGAGGUGGAUGCCGGAGAUCAGGAGACCGACUGGGAAAGCGAGGACGACGAAGGUGAUGAGGAUGACGAUGUUGAAAUGGAUGAGGCGCCUGCUCUAGUUGCAGCGCCUAAGGAGAAGCCACCCCCAGAGGUAGACGAGGAUGGCUUUACAAAGGUUACACGAAAGAAGCGCUGAGCACGUUCAUGCCAUGUCAAAUUUUGAGCUGCAGACUCUAGGGGAGUAGAGUUGCAGGUAAUGGCACAGCAAGUUCGAGACGAAUUAUGCUUGAAAUGAUAUAAACAGGUAAGGCAAGGCGGACAAAUAUAUCAUGCGUUCAAAGCCAAUCCAAUAAAAACCAGCAACGCCUAUGAGAGCACCAAAUCCGAACAGUCCAUGCCAACAGAGAGAGCGGCAAUAUGCCAAGGAUCAAGCAGCAGCAUUACUCCCAUUCAUCAUCAUCGCUGUCGUCGCUAUUAUCCGCUUUCCGAGCCUCCUUGGGACUGUUCGGAGCCUGGCUUGGAUUUCCGGACGCCGCGCCUACAACAUCGUAGCUCGUAUCGCUGUCAGGUUGAGAUUUCUCAUCGUUGGACUUACGAGGUUCGGAUGGCUUCAAACGGUUCUUGUCCGAAGUGGUAACCGCUGGCGGGUGAAUUGUUGUAGAAGACUCGAUAGAAGCCGGCCGCGCGGGCUUCACCGUCGGCUUUUGCGCGGGCUUAGCUGGCACCGUAUCGUCGUCGGACUCUUCCUCCGAUUCUUCUUCCGAUUCCUCCUCAUCGGAUUCCUCGCCCCAUCCAAUUUCUUCUUCGGCGGAGGCGGCUAAAUGCCAGUUUGUUAGCUAUAUAUAGAUAAGCGUAGAAAGAAAAUACAAAUCUUAACGAACCCUUCAAUAGAUCUCGGCGACGU